GCCGGGGGCGGUCCCUGGGCUCCCGCUCGCCGCUCCGGGUGCGCUGCUCGCUCCGCAGAGGCUGGCGCGGGUGCCGGCGGCAGGAGGCGCCGCGGGAUGUGCGGCUGGGGGCUGCUCUUGCUGUGGGGGCUGCUCCCCGGGGCGGCGGCGGGGGGCUCGGGCCGGACCCUCCCGCACCGCACGGUCCUCGACUCGGAGGGCAAGUACUGGCUGGGCUGGGGCCAGCGGGGCAGCCGGCUCGCCGUCCGCCUCGAGGUGCGCACCGCCGGCUACGUGGGCUUCGGCUUCUCGCCCACCGGGGCCAUGGCCGCGGCCGACAUCGUCGUGGGCGGGGUGGCCCACGGGCGGCCCUACCUCCAGGAUUAUUUUACAAAUGCAAAUAGAGAGUUAAAAAAAGAUGUUCAGCAAGAUUACCACCUAGAAUAUGCCAUGGAAAAUAGCACACACACAAUAAUCGAGUUUACCAGAGAACUGCAUACAUGUGAUACAAAUGACAAGAGUAUAACGGAUAGCACCGUGAGAGUGAUCUGGGCCUACCACCACGAGGAUGUGGGAGAAGCUGGCCCCAAGUACCACGACUCCAAUCGAGGCACCAAGAGUCUGAGGUUAUUGAAUCCUGAGAAACCCAGCGUGCUGUCUGCGGCCUUACCAUACUUUGACCUGGUAAAUCAGGAUGUCCCCAUCCCAAACAAAGAUACAACAUAUUGGUGCCAAAUGUUUAAGAUUCCUGUGUUCAAAGAAAAGCAUCAUGUAAUAAAGAUUGAGCCAGUGAUACAGAGAGGCCACGAGAGUCUGAUCCACCACAUCCUGCUCUAUCAGUGCAGCAGCAACUUCAACGACAGCAUUCUAGACUUUGGUCACGAGUGCUACCACCCUAACAUGCCUGAUGCCUUCCUCACCUGUGAAACCGUGAUUUUUGCCUGGGCCAUUGGUGGAGAGGAUUUUUCCUAUCCACCUCAUGUUGGAUUAUCCCUUGGGUCCCCAUUGGAUCCGCAUUAUGUGCUCUUGGAAAUCCAUUAUGACAAUCCAACAUAUGAGGAAGGCUUAAUAGAUAAUUCUGGGCUGAGGUUAUUUCAUACGACGGAUAUAAGGAAAUAUGAUGCCGGGGUGAUCGAGGCUGGCCUCUGGGUGAGCCUCUUUCAUACCAUUCCCCCGGGAAUGCCAGAGUUCCGGUCCGAGGGUCACUGCUCUCUGGAAUGCCUAGAAGAGGCUUUGGAAGCUGAGAAGCCAAGUGGAAUCCACGUGUUUGCUGUGCUGCUCCACGCCCACCUGGCUGGCAGAGGCAUCAGGCUGCGUCAUUUUCGAAAAGGGAAGGAAAUGAAAUUGCUCGCCUAUGAUGACGAUUUUGAUUUCAAUUUCCAGGAGUUUCAAUAUCUAAAGGAGGAACAAACAAUCUUACCAGGAGAUAACCUAAUUACUGAGUGUCGCUACAACACAAAAGAUAGAGCUGAGAUGACUUGGGGAGGACUAAGCACCAGGAGUGAAAUGUGUCUCUCAUACCUUCUUUAUUACCCAAGAAUUAAUCUCACUCGAUGUGCAAGUAUUCCAGACAUCAUGGAACAACUUCAGUUCAUUGGUGUUAAGGAGAUCUACAGACCAGUCAGGACCUGGCCUUUCAUUAUCAAAAGUCCCAAGCAGUAUAAAAACCUUUCUUUCAUGGACGCAAUGAAUAAGUUCAAAUGGAAUAAAAAAGAAGGUCUCUCCUUCAACAAGCUGGUCCUUAGCCUGCCGGUGAACAUGAGAUGUUCUAAGACAGACAACGCAGAGUGGUCGAUUCAAGGAAUGACGGCAUUACCUCCAGACAUAGAAAGACCGUAUAAAGCGGAACCUGUGGUGUGUGGAACAUCGUCUUCCUCUUCUCUGCACAGAGCUCUCUCCCUCCAGCUGCUCGCGUGCCUUACACUACUCUGUGGCGUGCUGAGCACCAAGUGCUUGUGACUAAACCUCUGCUGUCCUUGGUGACUAUGUUUUCUGUGGUCUGAUCCUGCCAUUUAAAGCACGGGCUAAAGACCGUGUCCACUUUGGGCAUGAAGAGAUGGGCGUGAAGAGUGCGAAGACUUUUCUUCCACAUUUUCCCCUCCUCUCUCCUUCCCAGUCUACCUGAGAGACACCAACUGGGGUCUCUUCUUUUCCUUAGAAGUGUAUAUACAAUAGCCAACAAAACUGGCCUGACUUAACAUAACCAUUUUUAAAAAUUGGACAGUCAAAUGGAAAUAAAAGAAUUCUUUUUUCCU
Molecule: messenger RNA, 2234 nt
Organism: Microcebus murinus (gray mouse lemur)
Lineage: Eukaryota; Metazoa; Chordata; Mammalia; Primates; Cheirogaleidae
Gene: MOXD1
Product: monooxygenase DBH like 1
Biological process (GO): norepinephrine biosynthetic process; octopamine biosynthetic process; dopamine catabolic process
Cellular component (GO): secretory granule membrane
Molecular function (GO): copper ion binding; dopamine beta-monooxygenase activity
Source: RefSeq, a predicted model, not a curated record